AUGACAACAUUGCCAUCUGCUGCGUCAACUACAUCAACUCUUGCCACCAAUGACAAUCUAAUAAAUCAUUCAAGUUUUGAUGACAACAGUCAACUGAGCGACGAUACAGAUGAUCAUGAUGAUGAACAGUUAUACUCAUUAUCAUCGCCCAAUAAUUAUAUAGCAGCUGCUCAAUCAUCGUCUCAUUUUGAUUCAUACUCGCCCAAACAAGACGAGCAACCAAUCGGGUCUCAGUCAUUCAUCGUCUCAGAUCAGACAAGUGCCUCCGAGCCGAUUCUGUCAAGAUCAUUAGCAUCAUCGUCCGAAUCCGACAGCAAGAUUUCUAUUUCAUACGGAGUCGAUUGGAGUGAUCGUGCUUGCCCCACAUCUCACUGUUGGUUUCCUUUUACAUCCAAUGAUUCCCGAACGGCUCAGCCGUGUGCCUAUGUCUCUUGUACAAAACUGAAGCCGACACGUCAAUCAACACUUCUACAAUGUGCAUCAUGUACUUUGGUCGUACAUGAGCACCAUUUGACAGAUUCACAGGCGACCAAAGCCGAUACUAUUCCACCGUGUCGCCCAUCGUUUGUCGAUAACACAAUGCUGAGAAACUCGCUUCUCGAUGAUGAUGAUGAUAAUCCAUCGAAAUAUGAUGAACACUUUUGGUCUCAUGUGCCCGUACUUCCGAAACCGUGCAUGCAUUGUCAACGAACAUCAAUAGCUACGACCCUUUUUGGCAGCGAAACUGGUCGACCAUCGAUGAUAUCACCUUUAGAUAUUAUCGAUCAAAUCACAUCGAUUAUGAGUUCUACACCAGGAAACUCCAGUCCAAAGAUGUCCAGAACUUCUCAUGGUCUUGUUUGUUUAUGGUGCUCCAAAGGUUAUCAUCAUUCGUGCUGGGAAAAUCUUGCUACUCAAGAUGACAAGAUCAAAUGUGACUAUGGAAUAUUUCGAAAUAUUAUUGUUCGAUCGCAAUGGCUCAGUCGUUCCACCGAAUAUCCAACUGGCUUCAGAGUUCUACUGCCUUCGCAUUUAGCUCAUAGCAAUGCCAAAUCGAACUCUUUUCCGUAUACACCCGUUCUUGUCUUUAUAAACAAACGUUCUGGUGGUCAAAUGGGCGAGAAAAUCUAUCGAGAACUGUUACAAAAGCUCAAUCCACGUCAAGUAUUUCUUCUAGAAAACAAUGCUACCAUCACCCAAGCUCUUGACAUCUAUUCUACGCUACCAAAUAUUCGUAUUUGCGUGUUUGGUGGUGAUGGGACGGUCGGUUGGGUUCUUGGUCGUCUAGCCGAGGCAUAUCCAUUCAGAAAUAAUCCACCGGUGAGUAUUUGCCCUUUAGGAACAGGCAACGAUCUUUCACGUGUAUUGGCUUGGGGCGAACAAUACGAUCCGAAACGUCUUUCUUAUACACUCCUACAAACUCCUCAAGCUAAAGUGGUUGCACUCGAUCGUUGGCAAGUUCAGCUUGAACAAGUCGAUGUGACAAAUUUGACAUCAUCGACACAACAACAUCGCGAGAGUGGCUUUGAAAUUGGUGGAAUAUUUGAACCGUUAAUCAGACAUCCAAAAUUCGUUCGCGAAAGCAAUCGAGCCUCCUAUGAGAACUAUCACAAUUUACCGAAUACACGAUUUAUCAAUUAUAUGAGUUUCGGGUUAGACGCAGCCGUUACUCUCAAUUUUCAUGAUCAACGCACACGUGAUCCAUCGAAAUUUUCGUCACCAUUAAAAAAUAAGCUCAUGUAUUUGAACGAAAGUGGCAAAUAUUUGAAUGAUUUUGUUCUGGCAAAUAUGUGGAAUCUGGGCUCUUAUAUUCGUUUGAUAUGCGACGGCCAAAAUCUGACUCAUAUCAUACGUAAUUGUCAUUCCCUGGUCGUACUCAACAUUCCAGGCUAUGCAUCUGGUACGACUCCGUGGGGAAAAUCUUCAUCAAAAAGUUCAACAAUCGACAAUACCAAUCAAUCGUCGGACCAAGAAACCUUUGAAUCAACCACUCUGAACGAUUGUGCUACAGAACAAACAGCGAGUUCAUUGACGACGACAACAGCCUCAACCGGCCAUUUUGAACGACAAGAUUUUGGUGAUCGAAAAAUCGAAGUUGUUGGAUUGAGUACUAAACGUAUGGCUGCAAUCCAUGUUGGAUUUAGUGGCCGUCGAAUCGCUCAAUGUAAUCGAUUGCGGAUCGAACUUUGCUGUCCAAUGACAGCACAAAUGGAUGGUGAACCGUUCUAUCUGCCGGCUUCGGUAGCUAUCAAUAUUAGUCAUGCUGGCCAAGUACUUGUGUUAAAAAAUGAGAACAAAUAG
Messenger RNA from Rotaria sordida, 2280 nucleotides. NCBI's taxonomy places the organism in Eukaryota, Metazoa, Rotifera, Eurotatoria, Philodinida, Philodinidae. The record is from the annotation of a GenBank genome assembly.